UUUGUGGCCUCUAGCUUUGCGCUGACCUCAGUGUGGCUUCAUGUUUACGGAAGAGAGGGCGGAUGACAGGCUGGGCUUCUUUUUCACCUUCUUCUUCGUUCAUCCUCAUCCCCACCUAACGUAACAUUUGAAAGGUUUUUAUUUAUUUUUUUAAAAUUUAUUUCUGGCCUCGUCCGCCGCGAUGUGGGACCACGAGAUCAAAGCCAUGGCGUCGUCGCACGCGCUCAUCGCCUCCUCGCUGUUCCUGGCCACCGUCGUACCUGCGGUGCUCGUGCAGGGCUUCUCGGUGUACGGCACGCACCUGCUGUGGCUCUACUCGGUGUCCGGCACCGUGAGUCUCGUCAACAUCUCCGUCUUCUGGCUGCUGGGCGUCAGUCCGCCCACCAAGAAGCACAGCCUCGGCUACAAGCUGUCGAGGUUGUUCCGCUCCUGUAUCUACUUCCUGCUGUCCUGCCUGUUCUACCACACUGUGGUGGUUCUCUAUGGAGCGCCACUGAUCGAGUCAGCCCUCGAGACAUUCUCCCUAGCUGUGCUGCUGACGUCUUUAACCACACUGAGGUGUCUCUGUGUCCUCGGUCCCAACGUCCAGGCCUGGAUACGAGUGUUCAGCCGCCAUGGGGCUAUGUCAGUGUGGGACACUUCUCUACAGAUUACAGUUGCCUGCACAGUGGUAGGCGCCUGGGUGGGAGCCUUCCCUAUACCUCUGGACUGGGACAGGCCUUGGCAGGUGUGGCCUGUUUCCUGCAGCCUGGGCUCUGUGAUCGGCUUCCUGACCGGGCUUGUCGCUGCUCCUGCGUGGAUCCACUACCAUCGCAAACAACUCACUUACAAGUGCAAGUGAUGGACAGCAGUGUGUAUGUGUGCGUGGGUGUGUUGGUAUGACUGUAACAUCAAGGCUAUGUCUUGUACUCCUGCAUAUAUUCCUUUGACUUUUUACUGAUUAUUUAUUGGGAGCAUUUAAGUCCCUUUGCCUGCCAAUAAGAGAGAUGAUUUUCUAAUAACACAAGAACUUUGAGCAAUAUUAUUUUGUACGCAUGAAGGCUGAAGAUGUUCCUGAAACUUUUCAACACAAAUAAAAGUGUUAGUUCUGUAA
Messenger RNA from Myripristis murdjan (pinecone soldierfish), 1093 nucleotides. RefSeq names its product phosphatidylinositol glycan anchor biosynthesis, class F (gene pigf). The record is from RefSeq and is a predicted model, not a curated record. NCBI's taxonomy places the organism in Eukaryota, Metazoa, Chordata, Actinopteri, Holocentriformes, Holocentridae. Bases 182 to 841 code for a protein of 219 amino acids. Gene Ontology annotation, cellular component: endoplasmic reticulum membrane. Gene Ontology annotation, biological process: GPI anchor biosynthetic process. The transcript has 5 exons.